This is a messenger RNA of Aspergillus versicolor CBS 583.65, 1987 nucleotides long. Its product is annotated as putative secretory lipase. Gene Ontology annotation, molecular function: triacylglycerol lipase activity. The transcript has a single exon. The record is from RefSeq and is a predicted model, not a curated record. The coding region runs from base 428 to 1777 and encodes 449 amino acids. Gene Ontology annotation, biological process: lipid catabolic process. NCBI's taxonomy places the organism in Eukaryota, Fungi, Ascomycota, Eurotiomycetes, Eurotiales, Aspergillaceae.
ACGAGAGGCCAAUAAUUGCCAUUACUCAGGCAAAUUCUUCCUCACUGGAUCCCUGUUCCCCAGCUGCUCCUCGGCUGUCUUUCCUGCCGCCAAGGGCGAGCUCGCUGACUCGCGGUGGAUGUGUCUUGCAGCUGCUCUUGUGGUCUGCGUAUCAGCGCCCUGCUUGUACGCCCCGCUUGGGCUGGGGGACCCAUGGUCGACACGAUCACCACGAAGCCUUUUUUUUUUAAAAAAAAAAAAACUUCUGUUUGUUGAUCAUGGGACCUGGAGGGGAUGCGGGCCUGGCGUUAUUUUGCGAUUGUCAGGGGAGGGUCAGGUACAAAAUGGGGCAUGUCGCCCUGGGGGAUCAUCUCUGCCAGCUCUCACCUCUCGCCCUCCCAAGACUCUCCAGGCUCUCCAGAGUCAGGGUCAAGAAGAGUUCCUCGCCAUGGCCGUCCUCUUCGUCCAGCUGCUGCUGUUCCUGCUGCCCUUCGUCGCAGCCCUGCCCUCCGCCCCCGUCAAGAAGGCCGGGCCUGUCCCCCCGAACGAAGACCCCUGGUAUAUCCCCCCCGAUGGCUGGGAGUCAGAGGCCCCCGGUGCCAUCCUGCGACACCGGCCUCCCCCUUCUCCCAUCGCAGCAUUCGGCCUGGCUGAGUCGAACCUCGAGUCGACGCACCAGAUCCUCUACCGCACGACCGACUCCUUUGGCGAGCCCAUCACCACCGUGACCACCGUGAUGAUCCCCCACAACGCGGACUUCACCAAGGUCGUCUCCUACCAGGUCGCCCAGGACUCUGCAGACCGUACCUGCUCGCCGUCCUUUGGCCUCCAGCAGUUCGCCGACGCCGGCGAGGCCCUGGCCCUGAUCAUGCCCCAGGCUGAGUACCUGUUCAUGAGCGCCGCCCUCAAUAAGGGCUACGUCGUCAUCGUCCCCGACCACCUAGGCCCCAAGUCAGCCUUCCUCGCAAACACCCUCACCGGCCAGGCCGUCCUCGACAACGUCCGCGCAGCCCUCGCCUCAACCGACUUCACGGGCGUCUCCUCCACCGCCACCGUCGUCCUCUGGGGCUACUCCGGCGGCAGUCUGGCCAGCGGCUUUGCAGCCGAGCUCCAACCAAUCUACGCACCAGAGCUCAAAAUCGCUGGCGCAGCCCUCGGCGGCACAGUGCCCAAAAUCGGACCUGUAAUCGAACUCAGCAACAAGGGCCUGUUUGCCGGCCUGAUCCCCGCGGGUGUUCAGGGCCUCGCAAACGAGUAUCCCUCCGCCGCCAAACUCAUCGCCGAGAACAUCCUGCCCGAGAAAUGGGCCGAGUUCAACAAGACCCAGAACCUCUGUCUUGCAGGGAACAUCAUCGAGUACCUCAACCAAGACGUGUACAGCUACAUGAAGAACCCGGACUUAUUCGAGACCAAGCCCGCGCAGGACCUCAUGAACGCCAACGCAAUGGGCCAGCACGCGCCCGAGAUCCCGCUCAUGAUCUACAAGUCUGCCAACGACGAGGUGAGCCCCGUCGAGGACACGGACGAGCUUUAUGACAGCUACUGCGCGAGCGGGGUGAAUGUGGAGUAUACGCGCGACUUGCUGUCCGAGCACGCUAUUCUGACUAUUACGGGGUCGGGGGAUGCGUUCCUGUGGAUUGUGGACCGGCUUAACGGUGUGCCUGUGAAGAAGGGGUGUUCGAAGAAGACGCAGCUUACCGCGUUGCAGGAUCCGAAGGUGUUUGCGGCGCUGGGCACGAAUCUUGUGCAGUUCUUGCUCAACUUCUUGUCUUUGCCUGUUGGGCCGCCGGGGAGGUAAUGGCUAUCUGUAGUUGGUGGAUUGGAGGCUCUUAGUAUAAUGUUAUUAGUGGGUUAUUACCUGCGGUAUAUACUGCAUACCUAAUAUAUACUCGAACUUUCUAUUACCUAUGAAACUAGUGGUAUUUGCUGCUGACGUAUGUGCGUAACAUAAUUGAUACCACCUUAUGUCGGCUGUGCUGGUAGAGGCGUCACUUGUAUUGAGCAUGAC